Molecule: messenger RNA, 669 nt
Organism: Mytilus californianus (California mussel)
Lineage: Eukaryota; Metazoa; Mollusca; Bivalvia; Mytilida; Mytilidae
Exons: 4
Coding region: 152-562 (136 amino acids)
Source: RefSeq, a predicted model, not a curated record
AACAAUGAAUAAUACAUUAUAUUAUAUUGACAAAACAUGAACUCUUGUUCGCACUUAACCAUCUAUCAUAGUCAGUUUUAUCUGUCUUAAACUGGUGUAAAAACAACUUCUAAUUUACACACUAUAACAACAAAAUUAUUGUGGACGCAAGAUGCAGCAAUUCGUCGUCAUUUGUUUAUUGGUUAUGCUACCAAUUUUUAUUGCUCAAGGAAGAAGGCCGAAGAAUGGAGCUAAACAAGACACCCGGGCUGAUAUUAGAAAAUGUCGUGAUUGUAGACGAUUCUUUAAAGGGGAUAACUUCCAGCUGUGUCUAAAGUUAUUUUGCAGCACUGACAAGACCAGAAAGAAUUUGAAAAAUCGUAAAAGAUGCAACUCAUGCACUAGGUUCAGAGCCCAGAAGAAACAACAGACGUGUCGGGAAGUUUUCUGUACAGUACCUACUUCUCUUGAUCCGAACACCUUUACCAGAAUAGCAACUGCUUUAACAGUGGACAUGUUGUGUCAAUAUUGUAGGAUUAGAAGAAAUCGUAAUUGUCUUCGAAAGUUUGGUUGUCAAGGCUAAAGAGAAGAUUGUGCGUAUUAUCGUCUACAAGACACGCAAGCUUCAUGAUCUGUGAAUAUUUUGUUUAUAUUCCAUUAAUUGUUCAUUAAAUAUAUCAAACAUUAUAA